AUGGCCUGCAGUUUUCAAAAAUAUAAGUGCUUUCAUGGCAGCCUAGAAAGUAUCUCCUCUAAGGAAAUUGAUCUUUCAUUUAAUGUAUGUCUACAUUCCUCCUGUGUCCCAGUCACCUCUUCUGUUUCCAUAUUGACACCAGAUUUCACUCUCAGUGAACUGCUCUGCCAGUGCUGUCUCCAGUGUCAGAGCCACAUCAGAGCUGGAACUUCUCAGAUCAGGAGCUUGCGGUGCCAUACAGCCAGCAUUGCCUUUGCGAGGCCACUGCCACCAUCCCCACCAUUGAUCCAAGGUGGGCAGAUGAAUUCCAGAAACCUUUAG
Messenger RNA from Rangifer tarandus platyrhynchus (Svalbard reindeer), 321 nucleotides. Lineage: Eukaryota; Metazoa; Chordata; Mammalia; Artiodactyla; Cervidae. The record is from the annotation of a GenBank genome assembly.